GACACUUAGUAACGUUCCAUAGUCUGUUUGAAGCUCAAAACAGCAUCUGAAUUCACUGACUUUGAUGGUUUUGGGGCUUUCCGGAUAGCCACUAGACUAAAAAGAAUUAUCGACAAUCACGACUUUAACAGAAAAAGAUUUCACUUACUUUCGUGACAAAAAAAAAAAAAAAAGAUUUCACUUACUUAAAAAACUUCCUAAAAUUCAAUAAAAAUAAAUUAUAUAUCUUUAAUCAUAUUAGCCUCUCCACUUGAAUCCGUUUCUAUUUAAACAGAACACUGAAGUAAAACAAGACAUCCUACCACAACAAUAGAGCAGAGAGUUUCUCGUGUUUAUUUUCCAGUGACGGUGUCUACAAAUGGAAGCAUUAAAAAUGUGUUUUGGUCUUAAAACUCUCCCUAACGUUCACAAUGGCCCUCUCUGUCAUAAGACCAACCUCUCUCUCAUUCCCCGCCGUUUGCUUCAAAACAACACUCCUUUUUCCAAGAAACCCACAAAGCACUUGUCAUGGGUAAAGACUGAGAGUAGUGGCGACCUUGAGAGUACUCGUCCCUUGACCUACUUUUCUCCAUCUACUUGGGGAGAUUACUUCCUCUCUGUUCCCGUCGAUGACUCUGAAUUUGAGGCACUUGAGCAAGAAAUUGAAUCUGUAAUGAAGCCAGAAGUAAGAGACAUCCUCAUGUGUCCUCACAAUAAUAACAAGGAGAAGAUUCGUAUUAUCCAUUUGCUUAUCAGCCUCGCUAUCGCUCAUUAUUUUGGGAGCGAAAUAGAAGAGAUUCUACACCAAGCUUUCCUAAAGUUGGAUGACUUAAUUUCAGAAGAAAAUGACCUGGAAACAAUUGCAAUCAUGUUUGAAGUUUUCAGGCUAUACGGACACAAGAUGUCUUGCGAUGUGUUUGAGAGAUUUAAAGGUGAAGAUGGGAAAUUCAUGGAAAGUCUGGUACAUGAUGUUAGAGGAAUGCUACAAUUGUAUGAAGCAGCGCAUCUCGGACUACCAUCUGAAGAUAUAAUGGACAAUGCAUUGACUUUCACGCGGCAUCACUUGGGGUUGUUGACUGGCCAAGAAACUAGCCCAAAUCUCUGUAAGCAGAUACAACGUGCACUGUAUAGAUCUCGAUAUAAUAACAUAGAGAUAGUGGUCGCACGACAAUACAUAUCUUUCUACGACCAGGAGGAAGGCCACGACAAGACCCUUCUCAAGUUUGCAAAGCUCAACUUCAACUUUUGCCAAAUGCACUACAUCAAAGAGCUUAAGCUUAUCACCAAAUGGUGGAAAGAUCUAGGUAUGGCGUCUCAGCUAUCUUACAUAAGGGACCGAAGCGUGGAGAUCUAUUUUGGGAUGCUAGGAAUGUUUUUCGAGCCACGAUAUUCACUUGGAAGAAUUCAUACCGUUAAACUUACAAUGGUCCUCACUGUUGUGGAUGAUACAUGUGAUGCAUAUGCCACUCUUCCAGAAGUUAUUAGUCUUCAUGAUGCUUUUCAGAGGUGGGAUCUUGGUGCCACGGAAGAACUACCAAGCUAUAUGAGAAUCAUAUACCAAAGUGUGUUAGAUACUUUUGAGUAUAUUGAUCGAGAAAUGAAAGCUAGAGGAAAGUUCGGUACAAUGAAACCAAUUAUAGAUGAUACCAAGAACCUGUUGAGAUUGUAUGCGAAGACAGCAAAAUGGGCACGCGCAGGUCACGUGCCAAGUUUUGAGGAUUACAUGGAGGUUGGGAUCUCCACAGCUGGACUGCAUGGCUUGUCGGCCUACGGAUAUAUAUCGAUGGACGAUUGUGAUCAGAGGCAAUUAAAUGAGUGGUUCAACUCCAAACCCAAAAUAUUUAAAGCUUUAAAUACUGCAUUUCGUCUUAGAAAUGACAUUGCCACUUUUGAGCAAGAAGUGGGCAGAGGAGAGGUUGCGAAUGGCGUCAACUGUUACAUGAAGCAACAUGGUGUUACCAAAGAAGAAGCGGUUGAAGUAUUGAGCAAGAUGGAACGAGAGAAUUAUAAGAUACUGAGGGAGGAAUUUGUUGUGUCAAAAGAUGUGCCACGACAGAUUCUGUUGCGACCCGUAAACAUUGCUCGAGUGCUGGAUUCGUAUUACAAGGACGGUGAUGGGUUUAGUCAUCCUGAUCAAAACCUAAGAGAUCUUGUUACCUCUUUGUUCCUCCGUCCGAUUCCUCUUUGAAAAUUUAUGAAAGUUUGAGUGAUUUUGGGAGAUAUAUAAAAUAAUGAAUAGACUAAAAUGUUUACUCUA
Messenger RNA from Brassica napus (rape), 2236 nucleotides. RefSeq names its product terpenoid synthase 25-like. NCBI's taxonomy places the organism in Eukaryota, Viridiplantae, Streptophyta, Magnoliopsida, Brassicales, Brassicaceae. The record is from RefSeq and is a predicted model, not a curated record. Gene Ontology annotation, biological process: diterpenoid biosynthetic process. The coding region runs from base 359 to 2167 and encodes 602 amino acids. Gene Ontology annotation, molecular function: terpene synthase activity; magnesium ion binding. The transcript is spliced from 7 exons.